Dictyostelium discoideum AX4 is the source of this 918-nucleotide messenger RNA. RefSeq lists its product as hypothetical. The coding region runs from base 1 to 918 and encodes 305 amino acids. The transcript is spliced from 4 exons. NCBI's taxonomy places the organism in Eukaryota, Evosea, Eumycetozoa, Dictyosteliales, Dictyosteliaceae. The record is from RefSeq and is a predicted model, not a curated record.
AUGGAUAUUUUUAUCAAUGCAUUACCACCAUUAGGUGAAAGAUCAGCUUCUCAAUCAUAUCCAAACGUUGGCAAAAACCAUUCACCAGCAACUUUGAAUGUUGGAAAUUUUGAAAUUUUAAAAGACAUAAAACCACUAAAAAAUUUCAAUUUAUUAUGGGCAACUCUUAGAGGUGAAAAAUGUCUUCCAUAUUCAACUGAAUAUGAUAUAGUUAACUAUGUUAGUAUUGCAAUAUCUGAUAUUAUACAAUCAUGUGGAAUUCAAGUAUCAUGUUCAAGCGAUUUUGGUGUUAGUGGUUUAAAAGCUGAUAUUAUGGUACUUGCAAAUUCAAACAAUGGUUUACCUAUCGGUAUUGCUCAAGUUAAAAAACCAAGUAGUACUAUUAUGGUGAAUGAAAAACUUCAUGGACAAACUUAUAAUUACAUGUUAAGUAUUGCUGAAAUUGAUAAUUCUGCAAACGCAACUGAAUUGGACAUUGCAGUUGGACCACCAACUAUACUACAAAAACCAUAUUCAUUAACAUCAACAUCAAAUUUAGAAUUCUCAACAACAACAACAACAACAAAUGAUAUUUUACCACCAACUCCUGAUAAACGUUUAGUUUAUGGUUCAAAAGUUUAUAAACAUUCAGAUAUUCAAUUACCAAAGGUUUUAUACUUAAUUAAAUCAUCAUGGUAUUGGGUUAAUAUAAACAUCAAAAAAUUAAACUACUUUAUCGAUACACCUUUACAUUUGAUUAAUGCAUGCGUUUUAUUAUAUGUUUUAAAAGGAGGUGAACAUGGUAGAGUAUGGUUAUGCUGCGCAUCAAGUGGUGUUUUAGAAGGACAAGUUGGAACAUGGAAUUCCAAACCUGCUUUAAUGAUGCCUUAUGUAUCACCAGCCUCAGAUGAAGCCUGGGAAAAUAAUAACUUCAAUUAG